Messenger RNA from Nannospalax galili (Upper Galilee mountains blind mole rat), 1933 nucleotides. RefSeq names its product keratin 8 (gene Krt8). NCBI's taxonomy places the organism in Eukaryota, Metazoa, Chordata, Mammalia, Rodentia, Spalacidae. The record is from RefSeq and is a predicted model, not a curated record. Gene Ontology annotation, cellular component: keratin filament. The coding region runs from base 247 to 1716 and encodes 489 amino acids. The transcript is spliced from 9 exons.
UCCUGGGUGGGAGCGGCUCUCUGCUGCCCUCGCCUGAGUCCUGCCUGGAGGUGGCAGGUAUCGGGUUAGGCCCUGCCCUCUCAGUGCCUAGCCACUCAGGUAGCACGUCUUUUUCCCUCCCCUGGGGCUGGGCUCUCUUUUAUAAAGGGCCUUUGCUGGGCGCUGUCCCACCGCCUAGAAGCAGCUGCUCAGCUCGCUCUCGAAAGCUCCGACUUCUGUUCGACUGCCUUCACUCCAGCCUCCACCAUGUCCAUCAGGGUGACCCAGAAGUCCUACAAGGUGUCUACCUCCGGUCCCCGGGCCUUCAGCAGCCGCUCCUACACGAGUGGGCCUGGGGCCCGCAUCAGCUCUUCCAGCUUCUCCCGGGUGGGCAGCGGCAGCAGCUUCCGUGGGGGCCUGGGCACCAGCAUGGGUCUGGGCGGAGGCUUCGGUGCUGCAGGUGUGGGGGGCAUCACAGCGGUCACCGUGAACCAGACCCUGCUGAGUCCCCUGAAGCUGGAGGUGGACCCCAACAUCCAGGCUGUGCGCACUCAAGAGAAGGAGCAGAUCAAGUCUCUCAACAACAAGUUCGCCUCCUUCAUUGACAAGGUCCGCUUCCUGGAGCAGCAGAACAAGAUGCUGGAGACUAAGUGGAGCCUGCUGCAGCAGCAGAAGACAGCUCGGAGCAACAUGGACAACAUGUUUGAGAGUUAUAUUAACAACCUGCGGCGGCAACUGGAAGCCCUGGGCCAGGAGAAGCUGAAACUGGAGGCGGAGCUUGGCAACAUGCAGGGGCUGGUGGAAGACUUCAAGAAUAAGUACGAGGAUGAAAUCCAUAAGCGUACAGAGAUGGAGAAUGAAUUUGUCCUCAUCAAGAAGGAUGUGGAUGAAGCUUACAUGAACAAGGUAGAGUUGGAAUCUCGACUGGAAGGGCUGACUGAUGAGAUCAACUUCCUCCGGCAGAUUCAUGAAGAGGAGAUCCGAGAGCUGCAGUCCCAGAUCUCAGACACAUCUGUGGUGCUGUCCAUGGACAACAGUCGCUCUCUGGACAUGGAGAGCAUCAUCGCUGAAGUUCGUGCUCAGUACGAGGACAUUGCCAACCGCAGCCGGGCCGAGGCUGAGAGCAUGUACCAGAUUAAGUAUGAGGAACUGCAGACGCUGGCUGGGAAGCAUGGGGAUGACUUGCGCCGCACAAAGACGGAGAUCUCUGAGAUGAACCGCAGCAUCAACCGCCUGCAGGCAGAGAUUGAUGCCCUCAAAGGCCAGAGGGCAUCCUUGGAGGCCGCCAUCGCUGAUGCUGAGCAACGUGGGGAGAUGGCUGUUAAGGAUGCCAAUGCCAAGCUGUCCGAGCUGGAGGCUGCCCUGCAUCGUGCCAAGCAGGACAUGGCAAGACAGCUGCGAGAGUACCAGGAGCUAAUGAAUGUCAAGCUGGCACUGGACAUUGAAAUUGCCACCUACCGCAAACUUCUGGAGGGCGAGGAGAGCCGGCUAGAGUCUGGGAUGCAGAACUUGAGUAUCCAUACGAAGACCACCAGUGGCUACUCAGGAGGGCUGAACUCAGCCUAUGGAGGCCUCACCAGUCCUGGCUUCGGCUACGGAGUGAGCUCCUUCCAACCUGGCUUCGGCUCUGCUGGGAGCUCCAGCACCAUCAGCCGCACCAAGGCGGUGGUUGUGAAGAAGAUUGAGACUCGCGAUGGGAAGCUAGUGUCUGAGUCCUCUGAUAUCCUGCCCAAGUGAAGAGCCACUGAAGCCCUCGCCAGCCUGAGCCCCUCCUGUGGCUGCCCAGAGCUCAUGGGGAGACAGCUGUAUGAGGGAGUGCUCAGCCCUAGCUCUCUGCCCAGCUUUGGGAGGAAUCUCCCACCUAGGAUACCCCCUAGUCCACAUUCUUAACCCAAAUCCAAUUCAGCUGUAUUUUCCAAAAUAAAGCCUUAGCUGGCCUUGCUGUGUGUAUGAA